GGCUCCACCUGCUUCGCAGCGCGCUGGCGCACAAAGCUCUAGAUUCUACGGGAGGACCCUGAGAGGCCAGCGUGUCAUCAGGAGACUCAGCGGCCCGGGCAGGGGUCCUGUCCCAGUGUGGCCACCGCGUGUCGCCGGAACUACGCUUCCCAGGCUGCCCCGCUGCAGCCGCGCGCCCCGCGCCCCGCGCCGCGCCGGGCCGGGAGCCGCCUGUUGAUCUCAGCUCUAGACCGGGGCUACGGCAACGCCCCUGAUUGUCGGACCCGCGUACUCCGGGCUCUAAAGCUGCUGGCCAGGACCUUCCGCUUCGGGAUGGGCGCAAGCAAGGUGGUAGUGUGAAGUCUCAGGAAGCUGGCCCACUCGAAGGUGUGUGAGGAAGGUGUAUCUCGGAAACCAUGGCGCUCCCCUUUCAGAAAGGGCUGGAGAAAUACAAGAACAUCGACGAGGACGAGCUUCUUGGCAAACUCUCAGAAGAGGAACUGAAACAGUUGGAAAAUGUUCUAGAUGACCUAGAUCCCGAGAGUGCAACACUACCGGCUGGAUUCCGACAGAAAGACCAGACCCAGAAAGCAGCCACUGGCCCAUUUGAUCGUGAGCAUCUGCUCAUGUACCUAGAGAAAGAGGCUUUGGAACAGAAAGACAGGGAGGACUUCGUACCCUUCACAGGAGAAAAGAAAGGGAGAGUCUUUAUCCCCAAGGAAAAGCCUGUAGAAACUCGCAAAGAAGAGAAAGUGUCUCUGGACCCAGAGCUGGAGGAAGCCUUGGCCAGCGCCUCAGACACUGAACUCUACGACCUUGCAGCUGUCCUUGGAGUCCACAAUUUGCUCAACAAUCCGAAGUUUGAUGAAGAAACAACCAAUGGCCAAGGCCGCAAGGGGCCAGUGAGGAAUGUCGUCAAAGGUGAAAAGGCCAAGCCGGUGUUUGAGGAGCCACCGAACCCCACAAAUGUGGAAGCAAGCCUGCAGCAGAUGAAAGCCAACGACCCCAGCCUGCAGGAGGUCAACCUCAACAACAUUAAGAACAUUCCAAUUCCAACCCUGAAGGAGUUUGCAAAGGCUCUGGAGACCAACACCCACGUGAGGAAGUUCAGCCUGGCCGCAACCCGAAGCAAUGACCCUGUGGCUCUGGCCUUUGCAGAGAUGCUGAAGGUCAACAAGACCUUGAAAAGUCUGAACGUAGAGUCCAAUUUUAUCACGGGCACCGGGAUCCUGGCCCUGGUGGAAGCGCUGCGGGAGAAUGACACCUUGACAGAGAUCAAGAUCGACAACCAGAGGCAGCAGCUGGGAACAGCCGUGGAGAUGGAGAUCGCCCAGAUGCUGGAGGAGAACUCAAGGAUCCUCAAGUUUGGGUACCAGUUUACCAAGCAAGGGCCACGGACAAGAGUGGCAGCUGCCAUCACAAAAAAUAAUGACCUAGUUCGCAAGAAGAGAGUUGAAGGAGACAGGAGGUAAACCUCCACUAAAAGAGGUGACGUCUCACCAUGCGGCCAUCCAGAAAAACAUACACACAAUCCUCCUCUUCUCCACGGGACCAUUCUGUCUAAGGCUGUUCGUUUCCGUUAACCAUAUCCGUCAUAAUUGUAACUGUCACUCUUUUUUUAGCGCUACUUGUUUAUCCAAGGUUCUGAAGUGUGUGUAGCAGUCUGCCUCGCUCCUGGACACGCUUGGUGGCUUGCACAAGUAGGGUGAUACAGAUCUUAAGACAGUGACAAUACUGGAGAUGAUCUUAGCCACUUUCCUAUUGGGUUGUCUCGCUUUCUUACGUGAACCUUUUUUAAUCAUGGAAAGGGACUUAGUGUGUAGCAUGCAUUUGUCACUGAUUGCACAGUGGAAGCCUAUCUCUGUUUACACGCAUGGCUUCAAACUAGGCUUGAGUUCAUGAGAAGUGUGUGUGACUGACCACACAAGAAGUUAGUAUUGCCAGUCUUUCACAAAUUCUCCGUUAAUUCCAGAAA
This is a messenger RNA of Rattus rattus (black rat), 1954 nucleotides long. RefSeq names its product tropomodulin 2 (gene Tmod2). The record is from RefSeq and is a predicted model, not a curated record. Gene Ontology annotation, biological process: muscle contraction; pointed-end actin filament capping; myofibril assembly. Gene Ontology annotation, molecular function: tropomyosin binding. Gene Ontology annotation, cellular component: striated muscle thin filament; myofibril. The coding region runs from base 396 to 1451 and encodes 351 amino acids. The transcript is spliced from 10 exons. Lineage: Eukaryota; Metazoa; Chordata; Mammalia; Rodentia; Muridae.